CAUUCUGGAGCGGCACGGCCACAUGGCAACCUACCCCGUCCAACACACCCGAGAACUCUGCUGUAUGUUACCACCGCCGUCGGCUCGACUUCGCAUUUGGCUAUACAUAGUGACUGUACGCAGUUGGGAACUUGGGAUUGAUCAAUAAUAUCUGUUCAUCCUUCUUUGGGCCGUACCUAACAUUUCGCGGCGGUACCUAGGAGAUACAAGAGCUAUGGCAGACGUAACAUAUAACAAGAAAAGGAAAAGUGAAACGACUGCUACACUAGGACUGCCGAGCUCGCUAUGCGCCGCUCGGGAUGCAAGGACAUCGGGCGGAACCCAAACCCACCGGGCGCCGGAACAGAAGAAAAAAAGAUACCACGGCACCGAGAUGACCGCCCUGAUCGGCGACCAUAUCAGCGGCGUCAACCCGUAUGUUAACCUCGUGCCCCUGAGGCCCGGACCCUACGGGAAGAGCCGUGUCCACCACGCCGUGGCGGCCAUGGCCCAGAUCGAGAAAUUGCAGAGUCAAAACGGCGGACAACACGCUGUCGUCUCGGCCUCGUUUGGAGCCAACGUAGACUUUGUCUCCGCCGUCGCCAACAUUGACCUGGAAAAGGACCCCGAAGGUACGAAGACCAAGGCCGUUGAUUACUCGCCCGAUUGGCUGGGCGGCGAUCACGCAGGCGAUGCGACACCUAUCUUCGCCAUCGCCGUAGGCAAUUGUGACAUCAACGGGCAUUGCGCGCCCUGUUCCAGCUUCCUCUAUGACAUACCGGGUACGGAUCCGACGAAUCACAAGUACCCCGACUUUUACAACAUCGGAUCUGGCCUCCUUAAUCCCACCAAAUUUAUAUUUGAAGACCCCGUGGGCGAAGAAACCAUCGAGUACAGCUGGGCCGAGAGGAGCGGCACCAGCCAUGCCACUGCCCUCGCAUCCGGCCUGUUGUCGCUCCUGAUCGCCCGAGACCCCGGCACGUUCAGCAGCGCAGGGGCACCCACGAAGCAGGGCCUGCAAUCACUUGCGCGGCGGAAGAAGGGUUCCGCCUGGCCGCCCGACUACUCGCCCGACACGGCCGGCUGGAGCGUCCCGCGCGCGGCCACAGACCGGGAAAUCCCAUGCGACCCGCCCGCAGGCACCAAUGAUGUGCCCGGGCCCGAGCGCCCGAACGUCCGUGAUUUAUUAUUAGAUGAUGAAAUCCCCGUCGACCUGACCGUAGACGUCCUCGCCGGGCCAGCCGAGUAUCAGAACUACCUCGCGACGGCGCCCUGCGUCUCCGCACGACCAGGAAGAUUGAACCCGCCGGUAUAG
Molecule: messenger RNA, 1294 nt
Organism: Chaetomium strumarium
Lineage: Eukaryota; Fungi; Ascomycota; Sordariomycetes; Sordariales; Chaetomiaceae
Exons: 2
Coding region: 215-1294 (359 amino acids)
Biological process (GO): proteolysis
Molecular function (GO): serine-type endopeptidase activity
Source: RefSeq, a predicted model, not a curated record